UCAAGCUCAUUGGGAAAAUCAUCCUUUAUUAAUGUUAUUACCAGUCUGAAAGUAUCUUACAUGCUACAGUUAGGCAUUAACGUUUAUAGACGUACAAUUAAUUAUAUUUUACAUAAUAAAUAACCGUGUUGAUGGUGGUAGAGUAUGAAUUUGAUGUAAUGAAGUUUAAUACUGAUUACAGUUGAAAAUAUAUUGUGUGCGUUUCAUUGAAUUCUGAGUAUUAAUCUUGUACGUAUGAUAGUAUUUACGGAUUGAAUAUUUUUAGGACUUUUAUUAUCAGAAUAGCGUUUCAAAUUAUUUCGUGGUAAUCAAGUGUUCGGGUAUGCCCUUUUUCAGUAGUUGCACAUUUUUCGUGUCCUAUAAUAGGACUCCUAUUGCAAUCUAACUGUUAGUACUGAUCGUAGGAGUUUAGAUGCGAGGAUCGGAUGACAAAUUGGUUUGAACCACAAUUAUUAUCGUCAUUGCCGAUAUGUUUUAAAUUUCGCUGAACGGUGUAGUUUUUUUUGCGUGAUUUCCUUUUCUAUGCAAUAUAUGAAGUAAUGAAAUUAUUAAUAUUGUCCGCAUUAAGAGGACAGGACACGAAUGAUAACAUGGAUUUUUUUUUUCAUAAUUAUAGUAAAAAAUAAUACUAAAAUAAUAAUGACGAACGCGUUUGAAUGCCGCGGGAAGAUCUGCAGUCUUCAAAGAUCUUGCCGUUCAGUUGGUCACACCUCCAAAACACGAUUACUGAUAAUCGUGAUAAUAUCAUCCGCUCACUGAUGCUAUAUCAGAUCGAAUAUUCGGUUGUAAUAAUCUAAUAACUAAUAAUAUUGCCCGGUAGUUAGAACUCCAAAUAUUCUUGUCUUGAAUUUGAAUCUCGUUUAAUAUUAAAACUUGAAAAUGUCGAGUAGCGAGAAUACGUCAGGUGGCGUGUUUUUGGUCUCGGUCGUCGGUCAGAUCGAGAAAGGCCACUUUUCAAACUACGACAAUAUGUAUUGCAAAUACGCAUUCGUCUACGGACCUGAUUGGGAAAUCGUCACUGGUAUCGAAGAAGGCAUAUCCCAAAUCGCUAAAAAGAGCCAAGACGAAAGGCAACAGGUCGUAUGGAAUUUUCCAUUAGACGUUUCUUUCAAGAGUACCAAUCCUCACGGGUGGCCACAGUUAAUCAUUAGUGUUUAUGGAUUGGACACUUUUGGGAAUGAUGUUGUGAGAGGCUAUGGAGUAUGUCACCUCCCAGUUGUUAAUGGACAAUCUUCUGAAGAGAUGAUUAUGUUUGUACCUGAAUCCAGUACGACAUUACAAAAACUGACUUCAUGGUUGACUGGUAAAAGACCAGAGUACGUGGACGCGCGGUUAUUAGCCAGGGGCGAUGGCAGGGAAGUGACUAGAGUUAGAAGUCAAGGAUGUGUUUGGAUACAAUUUAAUGUUGUGUUCAAAGACUUUCAUCAUUAUGGAUUUGAGAACGAUAAUAACAGUUAAACAUCUGCUAUCAAUGACAGUCUGUGAAAAAAAAGCCGCCCCAAUCACUGCAAAAAAAUCUACCAAUAUUUUAAUUUUCCUCGUACCAACCUCGUAGUAUGUUCAAACAAUCACUAUAGUUAGAGCUUACCAAACU
Molecule: messenger RNA, 1594 nt
Organism: Rhopalosiphum maidis (corn leaf aphid)
Lineage: Eukaryota; Metazoa; Arthropoda; Insecta; Hemiptera; Aphididae
Product: B9 domain-containing protein 1-like
Exons: 5
Coding region: 880-1458 (192 amino acids)
Biological process (GO): cilium assembly
Cellular component (GO): MKS complex
Source: RefSeq, a predicted model, not a curated record